AUGGGUAACAAGAAGAGUAAACUGAAUCCCCAGGUGCUUCGAGACCUCUGGGCAAGUACAGAGUUCCAGCACGUCGAGAUCAUCCAGUGGUACCGUGAUUUCAUGCGAGAGUUCCCGGACGGGCGCAUAACAAUGGACCUCUUCAAGAAGACCUACGCUAAGUUCUUUACCGCGGGCGUAGACUCGGACGAGUUCGCCGAGAGCUUGUUCCGCACGUUGGACGUCAAUAAGGACGGCUUCAUCGAUUUCCGAGAGUUUAUGCGUGGGCUAAACGCCACGUCUCGUGGCAAGCCCGACCAGAAGCUCACCUGGGCCUUCAAUGUUUACGAUCUGGACGGGGAUGGAUUUAUAGACAAAGACGAAAUGCUCCAGAUGAUUACGAACGUCUUAAAGAUGUCUGCGUCUUCUAAACCGACUCCGUCGAAGGACAACCUAGACCCGAAGAAACUGGUGGAGCAGAUAUUUGCCGCUAUGGACACGAACGGAGACGGCAAGAUCACAUUGCAAGAGUUUCUGGAAGGUAUAAAGAAGGAUCCGACUUGCGUCAACCUCCUACUAUCUGACAUAAAACCGACUUCAUAA
This is a messenger RNA of Ixodes scapularis (black-legged tick), 582 nucleotides long. Its product is annotated as neurocalcin-delta B-like. NCBI's taxonomy places the organism in Eukaryota, Metazoa, Arthropoda, Arachnida, Ixodida, Ixodidae. The record is from RefSeq and is a predicted model, not a curated record. Gene Ontology annotation, molecular function: calcium ion binding. The transcript has a single exon. The coding region runs from base 1 to 582 and encodes 193 amino acids.